AUGAUUCGACUUUAUUUCAUUGUUAUUACUUAUGUGUUAAUUAUCAUUCCACAUACCGUCAAUACUUUUUUUCUUCAAGAUGUGGCAAAUAUUACUGUUCCACGCAAUCUUACAUGUAAAUUAAAUACUAAUGAGUCGGCUUUAGGUAGUUUUCAGUUAUGUGCUAUUCGUAUCUAUCGUCAUAUUAACGAAUCGUCCACAUCAUCGGUCGUGCUACACAAUGGUCUUCGCUAUAUGAAUACAUUUCGUCGACUUAUUCAAAAUAACUGCAGUAAUAAUGUAAAUAUGUCACAAGCAGGUACCGGUGUAUGGACAUGUGGCGUACGUUUCCCAUUCGAAUCGUACACAGAUUUGCAGAUCUGUGUUUGUGCAAGUAACAACUGUAACGAAAACUUAAAUACUUGUCAAGAGUCGGCUAUGAAUUCUACAAAUAUGUCAUCAUCAAUUGAUUUUAUACCUAAUCUAACAUCCAUUAUUCAAUGCAAUGAUACAUUGAAUGUAUCUAAUACAUAUGUGAAAGCAGGUGAAACAGGUCUUGGUAAAGCAGCAACUGCUGGUAUAGCUUGUGGAAUUAUUUUUUCUGCUCUUAUAUUCACUGUUGAAAUUAUCUACUUUAAAUUUAUUUAUUCGGGAGGCGCUAAUAGUGGUCCUAGUCGAUCAGCUGCUUAUCGAACAUGA
Messenger RNA from Rotaria sp. Silwood1, 678 nucleotides. Lineage: Eukaryota; Metazoa; Rotifera; Eurotatoria; Philodinida; Philodinidae. The record is from the annotation of a GenBank genome assembly.